Molecule: messenger RNA, 4273 nt
Organism: Kogia breviceps (pygmy sperm whale)
Lineage: Eukaryota; Metazoa; Chordata; Mammalia; Artiodactyla; Physeteridae
Source: RefSeq, a predicted model, not a curated record
GGGAGGCCGGUCGGCCGCGGGCGGGCGGGCAGCGCAGCGCCGAGCGGGGCCCGCGGGCCCAUGAGGAGGCCCGGGGACCAUGGGCUCCAGGAUCAAGCAAAACCCAGAGACCAUGUUUGAAGUGUAUGUUGAAGUGGCCUCUCCUAGGACAGGUGACACUGUUUCAGAUCCUGAGGUGCAGAGGCAAUUCCCGGAGGACUACAGUGACCAGGAAGUUCUACAGACUUUGACCAAGUUUUGUUUCCCCUUCUAUGUGGACAGCCUCACAGUUAGCCAAGUUGGCCAGAACUUCACGUUUGUGCUCACUGACAUUGACAGCAAACAGAGAUUCGGGUUCUGCCGCUUAUCUUCAGGAGCCAAGAGUUGCUUCUGUAUCUUAAGAGAUAAAGGGCUGGAGACUGAAAGAGAUACAGUGACUUGGCCAAGAUCUCACAAAGACUAUCUCCCCUGGUUCGAAGUAUUUUAUAAGCUGCUUAACAUCUUGGCAGAUUACACGACAAAAGGACAGGAGAGUCAGUGGAAUGAGCUUCUUGAAACUCUGCACAAACUUCCUAUCCCUGACCCAGGAGUGUCUGUUCAUCUCAGCGUGCAUUCUUAUUUUACUGUGCCUGACACCAGAGAACUUCCCAGCAUCCCUGAGAAUAGAAAUCUGACAGAGUAUUUUGUGGCUGUGGAUGUAAACAACAUGCUGCAUCUGUACGCAAGCAUGCUCUGCGAGCGCCGGAUCCUCAUCAUCUGCAGCAAACUCAGCACUUUGACUGCCUGCAUCCAUGGGUCUGCUGCAAUGCUCUACCCCAUGUUCUGGCAGCACGUGUACAUCCCCGUCCUGCCUCCACAUCUGCUGGACUACUGCUGCGCUCCCAUGCCCUACCUCAUAGGAGUCCAUUUAAGUUUAAUGGAGAAAGUCAGAAACAUGGCCCUGGAUGAUGUCGUGAUUCUGAACGUGGACACCAACACCCUGGAAACCCCCUUUGAUGACCUCCAGAGCCUCCCAAAUGACGUGAUCUCUUCACUGAAGAACCGGCUGAAGAAGGUCUCCACAACAACUGGAGAUGGUGUGGCCAGAGCCUUCCUCAAGGCCCAGGCCGCUUUCUUCGGCAGCUACCGAAACGCUCUGAAAAUAGAGCCGGAGGAGCCAAUCACCUUUUGCGAGGAAGCCUUCGUGUCCCACUAUCGCUCCGGAGCCAUGAGGCAGUUCCUGCAGAACGCCACACAGCUGCAGCUCUUCAAACAGUUUAUCGAUGGUAGAUUAGACCUUCUCAAUUCCGGUGAGGGCUUCAGUGAUGUUUUUGAAGAGGAGAUCAACAUGGGCGAGUAUGCUGGGAGCGAUAAACUGUACCACCAGUGGCUCUCCACAGUCCGGAAAGGAAGUGGAGCGAUUCUGAAUACUGUAAAAACGAAAGCAAACCCAGCCAUGAAGACUGUCUAUAAGUUCGCAAAAGAUCAUGCAAAAAUGGGAAUAAAAGAGGUGAAAAACCGCUUGAAGCAAAAGGACAUCACCGAGAAUGGCUGUGUCCCCACCACAGAAGAGCAGCUGCCAAAGACUGCGCCGUCCCCACUGGUGGAGGCCAAGGACCCCAAGUUCCGAGAAGACCGGAGGCCAAUCACGGUCCACUUUGGACAGCCACAGAGACUCCAUCCCACUCGCCCGCCGCCUCCCAAGAUACAGCGCUCGAGGCCCGUGCGCCCUCCCCGGCCACACGUCAUUAAGAGACCGAAGAGCAACAUCACGGUGGAAGGCCGGAGGACGUCCAUCUCGAGCCCCGAACACCUCGUAAAGCCCUUGCGACACUAUGCUGUCUUCCUCUCCGAAGACUCCUCUGACGAUGAAUGCCAGCGGGAAGAGGGCCCGAGCUCUGGCUUCACCGAAAGCUUUUUCUUCUCCGCUCCCUUUGAAUGGCCGCAGCCAUAUCGGACACUCAAGGAGUCAGACAGCGCGGGAGACGAGGCGGAGAGCCCUGAGCAGCGAGCACGGGAGCCCGUGGGCCCCACCCCAGCUCCGCCCGACCGGGCUGCCAGCAUCGACCUCCUGGAGGACGUCUUCAGCAGCCUCGACAUGGAGGCCCCACUGCAGCCACUGGGCCAGGCCAAAAGCUUGGAGGACCUUCGGCCCCCCAAAGACCUGAGAGAGCAGCCGGGGACCUUUGACUAUCAGAGGCUGGACCUGGGCAGGAGUGAGAGGAGCCGUGGGAUGCCAGGAGCCUUGAAGCUCGCCCACCCACACAACAAGCUCUGGAGCCUGGGCCAGGACGACAUGGCCAUCCCCAGCAAGCCUCCUGCCACCUCCCCCGAGAAGCCCUCGGCCCUGCUUGGGAAAUCCCUGGCCCUGCCCAGCAGGCCCCAGAACCGGGACGGCAUCCUGAACCCCACCGACAAGGAGGAGGUGCCCACCCCCACUCUGGGCAGCAUCACCAUCCCCCGGCCCCAGGGCAGGAAGACCCCGGAGCUGGGCAUCGUGCCCCCGCCCCCCACUGCCCGCCCGGCCAAGCUCCAGGCUGCCGGCACUGCCCUUGGCGACUUCUCCUCAGAGUGGCUGCAGGCAGAGCGGGAAAGGCGGGCUGCCCUGGGCUCAGCCGUGAUCCCUGGGCUCCACCCCAGUGCUGCCCUGCAAGACCCCACCGAACUGCUCCAGCCACUCAGCCUGGCCCCGGGGGCUACGGGCACAGGCAGUGAUGCCCUGCUGGCCCUCCUGGACCCACUUAGCACAGGCUGGUCAGGCACUACCCUUCCACCAGGUCCUACAGCCCCAAAUGUAGCCACCCCAUUUACUCCCCAGUUUAGCUUCCCCCCCAUGGGGACCCCCACCCCAUUUCCACAGCCAUCACUCAACCCCUUUGUCCCAUCUGUGCCAGCGACACUGCCUGCCAUGCCCCUGAUCUCCACACCAGCUGGGCCUUUUGGGGCCCCUCCUGCUUCCCUGGGGCCCGCUUUUGCUCCCAACCUCCUGCUGUCCAGUUCUGGCUUCUGUGCCCCACAGAGAUCUCAGCCCAACCUGUCUGCCCUCUCCAUGCCCAACCUCUUUGGCCAGAUGCCCAUGGGUGCCCACUCCCUCCAGCCCCUGGGUCCCCCAGCAGUUGCCCCUUCAAGGAUCCGAACAUUGCCCCUGGCCCGCUCAAGUGCCAGGGCUGCCGAGGCCAAGCAAGGGCUGGCGCUAAGGCCUGGGGACGCCCCACUCCUUCCUCCCAGAGCCCCCCAGGGCCUGGAGCCAGCACUGCAGCCAUCUGCUCCACGAGAGGCCAGAGACCCCUUUGAGGAUUUGUUACGGAAAACCAAGCAAGAUGUGAGCCCGGCCCCAGCCCCCGGCUCAGUGGAGCAGCUCAGGAAGCAGUGGGAGACCUUCGAGUGAGCAGGCGCUGAGUGCUGGGGGCGAGCUGAGGCCCGGCUGCCCGCCGCGGCAGCUCUGCGGCUGGCCGGCCCUGCUUCCCCUGCUGCUCUGUUUCUGUCCAGGUUCUACUGGUGGGAAGGGUUGGGAGCCCUCUCUGCUGCCCCUCCUCCUCUCCACACUGCCCAUCUCUGGAGAACGGCACCAGUUCCAGCCUGGGAAUCAACCCAGCUCCUGGGCACCUGUCCCGCCCUGCCACCACCCCUCCCCUGCACCCCUGAUUGGGUUUUGCACUAGAGAGGUCAACUGGGCCAAUGAUUGCCCCAGGCCCCAUCCUACCCAGCUUCCUUCCCUCUGGAAACCGCCCACCAGGAGUCCCACGCCUCCUCAGGAUGUCUCCUCCUGAGCCCUGUUCUCCUGCCCCAACUGCAGCCCAGCCCUGCACACCCCACCUUGAUGGGCACGGGCGUUGGCAGUACCCUCGGCAUGAGCUCGUCUGUACGAGACGCACAUGGUUCGGAGUUUGAAGUAAGGAACCCCCCUCCCAGGCUGGAGGAGCUACCAGGCAAGGCAUUUCCAAACCCUCUCUAGCAAUAUGCAUACUCUUUCCUGAGUCUUCACCCCAACCCCCAAACUUCCGUUUUUCUGGCUUGGUAGGGAUUUGGGGGCUGAGGCAUCCUUGCAAUCCCUCCUGGUAGCCAAGCCAAGCCCCAGACAGCCCUGCGUGCGGCGGGCCCGGGAGCACCAGCAGCUCUGAUCUGUAGAAGACAAAAUGGCAACAGGUAAAUCUGAGAGCGCCAGGAGGAGUCAGGCUGCUGCCCUGCGCUCUCCCUCUGGUCCCCACAGUUUCUCUUGGUCUCGAGUUACCGUCAAAUGGGACUCGGCCUCUUGUCGAGUGGGUCUAAGGGGGCAGAGCUGAGGAGCAGACACCCAGCUUCCCACUGGGAGAUC